Messenger RNA from Aphanomyces astaci, 2298 nucleotides. RefSeq lists its product as hypothetical. Bases 65 to 1744 code for a protein of 559 amino acids. The record is from RefSeq and is a predicted model, not a curated record. The transcript is spliced from 8 exons. Lineage: Eukaryota; Oomycota; Saprolegniomycetes; Saprolegniales; Verrucalvaceae.
CUCGAUGUCGCCAUAUUAUUCCAUACUAGUAUUGCUUUGCGGCCUCAAAUAAACGCUAGCGGUCAUGAAGGUGCUGCGUGGAUCUGUAGGCUUCCUUGGCAUGACGGCAGCAGCAGCAGCAGCAGCUGGAAGCGCUGCCACCUCCAUCCCGUUCAAUGGGUGGUACCAUUGUGAGAUGAACUCGAUCGACUACAACAUGUACGUCCACGCGACGGCGUCGUCGAAAGCGCUGCAUCGCCACGUGCCGUUCCUCAACGUGGCACCCUCCCUCACACACACAAGCCACGCCCACGGUCGCGCGUUGAAUUCGUACACCAACUACGAAUGCGGCGAGUUCCAAAUGCCCAUGUGCCACGAAGAAGUGUGCCACGACGUCCGCAACAAAACCAUCGACGUGUUCGUCAAGCGAAAGCUGGCCAACCCGGCCAAAGUCGCCGAGAUCGGCAAGGAAAAGGUGCUGUGGGUCAUGCAGGGCGGCCCGGGAGACUCGUCCACGGCCAUGGAGCAGCUCAUGUCGUCCUUGUACUGGGAAAUGAACGAGACUGUGUCCAUCUACACGAUGGACCACCGCGGCACGGGCCGAAGCAACCGCCUUGUUUGCAACGCCGCCGAAGCCAUGACGUCUGGCAGCGCCGGCGGCCUCGGCAUCACAGCCGACGAAUAUCCCGCUUGCAUUCAAGACCUGUUGUUUCAAAUGGACAACCACACGAACGCGUUUUCCGUGACGAGUGCCGCGUACGAUAUGAAAAAAGUGAUCGAAGCCACCCAAACGUCCAACGGAACCCAAGUGUUUGUGUACGCGCUCAGCUACGGCACGUUCCUCGUGGAGCGGCUCAUGCAGCUGGCGUCGCCGGCCGUCCGCGGGUACAUCGUCGACAGCGUCGUGAGUCAGAGCGCGGCGGACUUUGGGCACAUGGCGACGUUUUCCAACUGGGACAAGGACGUGGCGGUGGUCGGCGCCCGCUUCUUGGACGUGUGCUCGGCCGACGCGUUCUGCAGCAACAAGUUCAGCAACGCCAAUGUUUCCCAGGUCACAUGGGCCUUGUACGAGUCGUUGGACGAGGCGGCGAGAGGGAGUAACACGUGCGCCGACAUGAUCAACGACUUGGGCGUGGGCCCGCCGUCGGACUCGCUGCGGUCGCUCUUUGGCACCAUGUUGCAGAGCAUGGCAUUUCGAGAGUUCAUUCCGGCUUUGGUGUACCGCCUCGCGCGAUGUGCGCCGACGGACGUGGACGUGAUUCAAACGUUUGUGGAUAAAUAUGUGCGUGAAGCAGGCCGAUGGGGCGUGCGCAGCUCGAGCGAGGACAGUGUGCUCUACUAUUCCGAGCUCUUGUAUGGAUUGAUCGUGUACUCGGAGAUGUGGGAGCACCCCACGCCUUCCUAUGACGCCUUGUACCAGACGUUUCGACGAGGCAUCAUGGGCGGGGACACGUAUGCCCUCGUGCAAAGCUACUGCACAUUCACAGGCGCCACCGACCCAGCGUGUGCCGAGUUCAACCUACCACCAAGUGCUCCAUUUCGUUAUAGUCCCGAUGCGUAUUGGAAUGUCACGGCGGUGGUGCCUCUGCACUCGACGGCGCUGCUCAUGUCGGGCGGGUUGGAUCCGCAGACCGAGCGGCAGUACGCGCGCGCGCAAUACGCCGCCAUGUCUGGCCAGCGGCGGCUAAUUGAGUUUCCCCAAGCAGGCCAUUGCACUACUUUCACCACGCGUCGCACCACGGUAUGUUGGUUUCUACAUAUAUAAUAUAUAUAUACAGUAUAUCGGAAUUGCGUUGGGUUCUAGACGGGCGGCAACACCUGCGGCGUCAAAGUAUUGGCGUCGUAUGUCGUUCAAGAUGGGGUUCUGGACGCAGUGGACACAUCGUGCAUCGCCGACAUCGCGCCCGUGCGCUUUGACGGCGUCGGCAGCUCGUACCCGUUGGCGUACUUCGGCACGGCGGACGUGUUUGACGGACACACUGCGCAUUAUGCAUAUGUCCAGGAAGCGGCGCACAAGGUCGGGACGGCCGCGCACGAGGUUGCAUGGGCGGUGGCCGUCGGGGUGCUCGGUGCCGCGGUGGGAGUGGCCAUGGCGGUGGCCAUCCGGGCAUCGGUGCACGUCCGCCGGCUGCAACUCAAAUGCAAAAAUGACGUGAGAACCGAACCAAUGGGGUUCGUCGGAGAGGUGCCCCCGCCUCGCAUCGUGGUCGACAUGAACGACGACGACGAAGACCGCACCCCGGGCACUCCCCCCGACCCUGUGGUCGUGUGACCUAACACUGUCAGCAUAACUAUUUGGAACUUCAAAGGGGCUCUGUA